AUGACGGGCUCCUGGUUCCAAAAGCAGUUCUCCCUGCCCGCCCGCUCGCGCGGCUCCUACCUCAUCACAGACGAGAUCGUCGGCGCCCUGCCCGAGCUGAAGAACUACAAGGUCGGCAUCCUGCACCUGUUUGUCCAGCACACGAGCUGCGCCCUCAGCCUCAACGAGAACUGGGACGACGACGUCCGCGCCGACAUGAGCGAUGCGCUGGACCGCAUCGCGCCCGAGGCUGGGCCCAAGGGUCAGGAGCUGUAUCGCCACAGCGCCGAGGGUCCUGAUGAUAUGCCGGCUCAUAUCAAGAGCGCUCUCGUUGGCGCGAGUGUUACUAUCCCGAUCAAGGAUGGCAAGUUGGCCACCGGAACAUGGCAAGGCAUCUGGUACCUGGAGUUCAGGGCCAGCAAGCACCAGCGCCGCCUCGUGGCCACCAUCCAGGGAGAGCCCAAGGCGUGA
Messenger RNA from Colletotrichum phormii, 450 nucleotides. RefSeq lists its product as uncharacterized. The transcript is spliced from 3 exons. The coding region runs from base 1 to 450 and encodes 149 amino acids. Lineage: Eukaryota; Fungi; Ascomycota; Sordariomycetes; Glomerellales; Glomerellaceae. The record is from RefSeq and is a predicted model, not a curated record.